CCAGUCUUAGAUACGCGGCGAUGUGAAUAUUUAUAAUUUAUAACGUAUUUGUUACAUCCUACUAAUUAAAACAAAGGUUUCAUCUAUAAAGGAUAAUAAAUGAAGGACUGCGUUCAAGCUGUGAAGAAAAUAAGGUAUAUGUAAGCUUGAAAUAUAUAGACAGGACAUUAAGAAGAACGUUUCGGCUAAACUAAAAAUUAAAAGGCCGGCACUACGUACACCGCGGCGGUGUACCUAGCGAAACUAUUGAAUUUGGCCUGCGUACACCGCGGCGGUGUACCUAGCUAAAUCAUGGUCUGUGGCCUGCGUACACCGCAGCGAUUUACAGUAGCCAAACUAUGGUCUUUGCGAGUCUUUAACUUUUUGGCCUAACCGGUACUUGUAGAUUUAAUGUUAUACUCGUGUUAAAACUGAAAACUAUUAAAAAUUCGUUUAUUACCUUGGGAAGAUAUUGAGUAAGGUCUACGCGUAUGUGGCAAAGUGCAUGUAAAGCAUUUCUUAUUAUUUUUGGAAGGGAAGGGGCUGGGGGGGGGUGUAAUGUUAAACCAUGAUUUAUUUUUAAAGUUAACCACUUUAUUCCCCCCUCCCCCAAUAUCUUGAAAUACAAAUAUAUUUAUUAAUUGUAAGUUUUAUCAUAUGAUUGUGAAUCUUAAUUUGAAAUUAUUCUCUCAUGCCCACCCCCACCCAGUUGUUAGUUGUUUUGUUUUGGGUUUGUUUUUGUUUUUGGGGGGGGGUGCCUUAUAAAUAUAACAUUGUAUGUGAUCCCUCGGGGCAUGGUGUAAAAAUGAAUGGGAAGACAGUGUAUCUAUUUUGUUAGCACCAUGAUAUAAUUACGCCACAAAUACACUACGGGAAGAGAAUCACAUACUCAUACAUUGAUCAUGAAGUCGUGAAGUUAAAGUAGUCCGAGGCAUUGUCAUUGUGACACCAAGCAUGUGUCAACACAAAACAGCAGUAAGAUGAUCAAUACGAAACACUGCAGUUAUUUGAAAGUCUUUUAACAAUAAUUAAAAAUCAUUGAUUUAGUUUUACAUUGGCAUUACACAUUAGUAAAAAAAAUGCAGGCAGAGGGAGGGGGGAUGCAAAAGGUAAGUUGGUUGUGCGGACGUCCUUUGUGGACAACCCCUAUCCUGAGCCGUGAUUUGUGAAUGCCCUCUUUUUGGUUAAGCCUCUGCCCAUAACUCACCACCACCCCCCACUCCCCGGCAAGGAUCGAUUUCUAAAAAAAAAAAAACAACAACAAAUACAAAAACUUUGACAUAGUGCAAAUCCUGUCCCAGGCGCAUUGUGCAAUGGUUUCUGUGAGAAAACGUCGUGUUUUACCCUGAGAAUAGCACAUGCCAUGCCAUUCUGGAAACAAAUUACGUCAUGAAAAGGGUAAACGCAGACCUAUGGCUUUGCUAUACAGUUUGCUACCGCUCCGCAAGUUUCUAAAAUCGAGGUGUUUUCAAAAGAUUUGCUGUGAGACUGAGUGUUGUGAAUGAACCUUUGAUAUCGUAUGUACAUUUUGCCAAUGCAUAAGGCAUAGUGAAAGCAAGAUGGUUCAAGGUUGAAAUACGACCAUGCACAUUAAUAUUCAUAUGCAUGAAUAUUAUUCAUACUGGUAUUUUCUUUGGUUGUUCGUAAAAGUAAAAUGUAAAUAUUCAACUAUACGAAGAAUGUUGAAAUACAAUAGAAUAUCAGUCACUUAGUAUUCAUAAUGUUUCUGUUAUACAUGAUCAUCAUGUAUUACAUGCGCUUUCAGAAACUUUAAGUUUGUUUUCAAAUGUCUAAAGUCUUAUUACUAAAGUUACCGGUAUUUUCAAAGUCAAAGGCCGGCACAACUUGUUGAAACACUUAUAACUUAUUUAAAUAAAUAAAUAUAUAAUGUGUAUUUAAUAUAAUAUUUAAACAUAUAUUUAAAUUGUUUCAAUUGCUACAAAAUAUUUUAAAACUAAAAUGGGAGGAAAAAAACUCGAUCCCCUACUGAGAAUUGAUCUCAAACUAUAUUAUCGCCAAGCGUCCACUCUACCACUUGACCAAACAAGAUCUUCUCCUACAAGUAUAUCUUAAAACCAGGCCAAUGGUAAAUUUUUGCCACGGUGUACCCAGGCCAAAGCCCACGAUUUCACUAGGUACACCGCCGCGGUUUACGCAGGCCAAAGCCGAAGGUUUCGCUAGGUACACCGCCGCGGUGUACGCAUCCACUUCGCAAAUAAAAUAUAAGACUAAGAUUAAGAUUACUAAGAAUUAAGUAAUAAAUAAUAAGAUGACCGGCGACUUCUAAGUUAUAUACUACUAAUAAGUAAAAGUUAAGAAUUAAUUCAAUUACAUUUUACUUACUUGGACUUAAACUUAAGAGUAAGAAAGAAGAGUCUCCUCAGCAUAAGUUUGUCCAUUCUGCUAAGGGCCUAGUCCUAAGGCGGCUAAGGCGCCUAAGGCAAAGGCAGGAAGGCUCUUACUCUUACUCUUACUUAACCAAAACAUUCUUCUUUUUUCAUUUAUUGUACCAGGCUAUAAUAUAUUAUAUUAUAAUAAUAUAUUAUUACAUAUAUUUCAAGCUUCCACUACAUUGCUCCUAUAUUUCAUUCAUUUAGAUAUAUAUAUAAGUCAUAUAAUAUAUAUAUAAUAUAUAUAUAUAUAUACAUAAUAAUAAUAAUAAUAAUAAUAAUAAAACGUCUUAUAUAGCGCGGUACAUAAAAAUUUUAUCAAAAGAGACAUAAUCAUGAUAUUAAAAUAAAAUACAUUUAUGAAAUAAAGAACAGCAAUGUAUAUUCACCCACCCCACCACAUAACUUUUACAAGGCAAACCAUGGACAGCAGCCAAUAAGAUCAUUUAUCGGUCAGAGGAGGGGAAUCAGUCAGGGUAGUAUAAUUUAAAAAGAUAUGUUUUUAGUGCAGUUUUGAAGGCCUGGGUGGUUGGUAUAUUGCGUAUGUUUAGUGGCAAAGAAUUCCAUUGUUUGGGGGCGCAGAAAGAGAAAGAUCGUUCACCAUAUGUUUUAGUGUGUGUCUUGGGAACGGACAGAAUACGCGUGUCUGCAGAGGAGCGAAGCUGUCGAAGGGGUGAAUAGACAGAAAGAAGUUCGGUUAGAUAGGAAGGGCAGGAAUCCAAGAAAAAGUUGUGACAGAGAACAGACAACUUGUAGUCAAUGCGUGCCUGUAUAGGUAGCCAAUGAAGGGAAUGGAGUAGUGGAGUGACGUGAUCACGUUUUUUUGCCUUUAAAACUAGCCUAGCAGCUGAGUUUUGAACUUUCUGCAGUUUUUCUAUGCAGUGUUUUGGUGAACCUGACAGAAGAGAGUUGCAAUAGUCAAGACGAGAGAGAACAAGAGCACAGACUAGAGUUUUUGUAGCGCUAACUGUGAGGUAGUGGCGUAUGGAGCUGAUCUGACGGAUAGUGGUGUAUGCUGAACGACAAAUGUGAGAUAUGUGUUUAUCGAGAGACAUGUUGUUAGAAAGAAUAUAACCAAGAUUCCUAGCAGAGGGUGUAAACCGUACGUCAGAGUUACCUACUUGAAAUGAGGUAGGAAGAGUUGAGGUAGAGGAUGAUGUGUGAUUGUGGAUGAGGAGUGCUUCCGUUUUGUCAUCAUUAAGCUUCAACUUGCUGAGUGUCAUCCAUGACUUGACAUCAUCAAUGCACCCCCGCAAAGUAUAAAACUAGCCUAGCAGCUGAGUUUUGAACUUUCUGCAGUUUUUCUAUGCAGUGUUUUGGUGAACCUGACAGAAGAGAGUUGCAAUAGUCAAGACGAGAGAGAACAAGAGCACAGACUAGAGUUUUUGUAGCGCUAACUGUGAGGUAGUGGCGUAUGGAGCUGAUCUGACGGAUAGUGGUGUAUGCUGAACGACAAAUGUGAGAUAUGUGUUUAUCGAGAGACAUGUUGUUAGAAAGAAUAUAACCAAGAUUCCUAGCAGAGGGUGUAAACCGUACGUCAGAGUUACCUACUUGAAAUGAGGUAGGAAGAGUUGAGGUAGAGGAUGAUGUGUGAUUGUGGAUGAGGAGUGCUUCCGUUUUGUCAUCAUUAAGCUUCAACUUGCUGAGUGUCAUCCAUGAUUUGACAUCAUCAAUGCACCCCCGCAAAGUCUGGACAGCGGAUUCAACAAGAGAAGGAUGGGUAUGCUUGUAUAGCUGCGUGUCAUCUGCAAAUGACUGGCUCCCAACAGCAUGCCUCCCAAGCAUAUAUAUAUAUUAUAUAUUUAUAUAUGUUAUUUUUUAUAUAUAUAAAAUAUAUAUUUUUUUGUUGAUAAUAAUAUAAAUCAAGACAUCAAUAAUUCAGACCAAUUGACUAAUUUAUCUGGAUUUUUUUAAUUUUCAAAUCCAGCACAGAGACCAUAGCCCCUUACUAGGAUUGACCACAGUCAAUAGGCCUAUGCCUAUGAUGUCUGAUGCCUUUUGCCUUUGCUUAGAAUAAGUUAUAAUAAGUGAUAUUUUUUCAAACCAGAAAGAAACACCAUUUAUCUCUACUAUCCCCUAUAGUCAACACAUUUGAAAUUAAAUAUGUAUUCAUACAAGGCUUAGGCUACUGACCCCAUGGCGGCUUUACUGAAAAUAACACUAAAAAACAAAUAUAUAUUAUUAAGUUAAAUAUUGAAGUCAUGGUUUACCACAUGAUUUGUGACUGUGAAGGUUACUGACAUGGUGGCAAAAAUGUAUUAAGAUAUGUUUUUAGUUGAGUCAUGUUUAGAGUCACAUGUACAUUCACUCAAAAUUUAAAUGAUGUUGCGAUUCUCGCUGCACAAACAUUCUUUUUCUAAUAAGGCUAUCUGGAUUUAACACACUGUAUAUUUGAUGCCAGGAAUAUCGAUGUCUUACUGUCAAUACAUAUUUAUUUUUAUAUGCUUCCUUAACAAUUGUAAUGUAAAAUCCUAUUAUUUAGCAUUUAGACUAUUAUAGCAGAGUAAGGUGAGUGAGCAGAGUGUGCGCCAAAAGUGACAGUACUGAAACUGCAGUCUCUUGAUCUGGUUCAACAGUACAAAGCUUCAGCCACCAUAUGUUCCAAGAAGUGAAAAGUAUUAUUUUUUGGGCAGUGUUUGUUGCAAAUGGGUCUUUUGACGGAGGCAAAAUAUUUAUAGUCGACCACAAUUUUCGCUCAUAGGUUAGUGAUUAAGUGAUUGUGAAGGGGGAUUGUGUUUGAACAAAGCGGGCAGAACAGUUCCAAAAGAGAUUUAAUAUGACGGCACCAAGUAACACAAUUAAUUAUGCUGUCUAUUUUUAUGAUAUUUCUCCUUUAUGGAAGUGUAUUGUGUCAAUGGAGGAAAUGUCUGAUCCACCAAUUCGUUUUUGAGUAGUGAAAAUCAUGCAUGUUCGCCCCUAUGAAGUCUAUGGGGAACAUCCUUCAAACUGAACAUCAGUAUUAUGUCCAUUCAGUUAUUGUUUAAGGACAUAGGUGCAUCUUUGGACCUGAUACAGGAUGGACAGUGCUUGGUGGAGCCGGAUAUGCAGAACCAGGAUGAUGUAUUGCGUACAUUUCUGGAUAUGGUGUACAAGGUUCCAGAUUUUUAUAGGAAUGAGAGGUUCAUUUAUGAAAGUCACAUUCAUUAACACGUUGUUAACGCUUUUCGUUCCAUUGGCAUGAAAAACUUUUUAGAACCAUGUAACUUGGUGCCUUUUAAAAAAAUCUCUCUGGGAAUUAUUCUGCAUCUUUUUUCAAAAUACUAUCAAAAUUAGCAUUCUUCUUCUAUAUUUUGAGGGCCUACUAUCAAUGAAUUGGACUCUAACAAAAAUAGCAGAAAACCUAUUAAAAACAUGGGAGAGGAAAGUUCUCAGGAAAAUAUAUGGGCCAACAAAGGAUGAAUAUGGAUAGAGAAUUAUGCAUGAAUUAUACAGUCCAUAUCAGAAAAACACGAUAGUAGCAGAAAUAAAAAGAGGCAGGCUACGCUGGGCAGGACACCUAGAGAGAAUGUGAAAUGACAGAGGAACAAAGAGGGUGCAUCACCAAUACCCCAGAGGAAAAAGGCUCAAAGGCAGACCUAGGCUUAGGUGGAUAGAUGAUGUGGAAAAAGAUCUACAGCAGCUGAAAGUCCAAGCAUGGAAAAGAAAGGCAUUAGCUAGGUCUGAGUGGAAUGAAGUGGUGAGGCAGGCCAAAGCCCUACAUGGGAUGUAGCGCCACAGGGAUGGAUGGAUGGAUCAAUGAAUUGAUCAUUCUGGCCCUUAAGUUUCAGAGUGGUUUGGGAUGUAACUGUGCAAAUGUGUCAAGUGUAGCCGCCUCAACUGUUGCUUUUGGAAUAUUGUUCCAGUCCCCUGUAAAAAAGCACAAACUAGAAAGAAACAACGUGACAAGAAAACAAGGGCUCGCCAAAGAAAUCAUGCAGGGCACAUUGAGAGGAGGGAUAAGAAGAGGAAGACAGAGAAAAAGAUGGGAAGAUAACAUCAAAGAGUGGACGGGACUAAAAUUAGGCGAUGCUGUGCAAAGUGCAGAAAACAGAGAGGAAUGGAGAAGGAUAGUUUUCAUGUCAUCUGUGUCGCACCAAUGGUCCAAGGACUAAGGGACAUGAUGAUGAUGACACAUUGUUAAUGUGCUCGUCCCAGCAGGACCCUCAUUAGCAUUCACUAACAUUUGAGCAAAAUAUUGUUCAACUAUGAAUACUUUUUUCCUUCAUGGAGAGACUCAUUUUGAACACAAACUGCCCAACAUAAAAAUCAUUUACAAUUAUAUAGGCAUGUGACAGCUGGAGCUACGUACCAUUGACAAACGCAAGUACAUGUUCAAGCUGCGGGAGUUUCAGUACUGCUAAACGAGGUGUAUUUAGUACUUCUAGUUUUUAAAGAAAAAUGUUUCAUCUACAGCCUAAAUCUUCUUUCUAGAGCAGAGCUCUGCAAUUGGUGUGCCUAGAGAUUAUGCCAGGUGUGCUGCACAAAAUGACCUCAAGAGGAGGAACAGCACAGAGUUAAAGUAGGCACGUUAAUAUGAUAAAACUCCGUUGCUACAAAAGAUGCGUUGUUUAGCCAAUAACUGAGUUGUUAAAUCUGUGAUAACAGAAUUGUGUCAAAUACUGACAGUUAAUAUGGAGCAAUAUAGUUUUCUUAUAACCUUUUUGCAUUGCACAUCAUUUUUACGUAUCAUUUUUAAUAUUAACUACAUUAUGUUAGUUUAAUAUCCAUGUUUUUAUUUGUUGUUGCAGAGCUCUGCGCUAGAGACCAAUGACAUAUUGUAAUAUGGACAAUAAUGAACAGUGAAUGAAUUAAUGUAUAGCUUUGACCCAUUCAUAAAACUUAUUUUUAUCUUGAACACACUAAACUUAUCACUAAAAAAAGGCUUAAUUAACUCACACUUUUGAAUAGACUAAGAGGUAAAAAUUGUAAUACUUAGAUGUGUUUACAGAUUUAUAUAAUUUUAAGUUUUUAAAAAGGACAUUGUUUUAGAUAAACUUAAUUUUAAACUAUUCAUACUGGAGAAAAUAUAAGCUAUGCCUUAGAGCAAAUAUAGUGCUUCAGAUAUAGGCCUAUUUUACAAUUUUCUGGAUGUUUUUAUAUAAAAAAUGUCUUAUUUCUUGUGCAAAAUAAAAGUUGCAGAGUUGGAAAUAAUAAAACACUUUUAAAUUCCAAGAAAUAUCAUUUAAAGCAAGAACAGACUAUUUAGACCAUGGGUGUUUACAGUAGUAGUUUUGUCAUGGAGCCAACCUCUGAGAUGGCUGUUGCCAACAUCUCUCAUCCAACUAAGCCAAAUUGGAUCACAGCACAUGCAAUUUCAACUGAGUGUAAGUUAACCAGCGAUUUAAGACUAAAUCAUGUUUAAUACGAAAAAUUCAAAUUUAUAUCACUUGAAAUUUUUUAUUUUUUUUAUGACAGGAAGGCUUCACAGUAAAUCAGUAAACAUUUCAAUGGAGGCUUGUUAACUUCUGUUACCAUAAUUAAAAACCAUACUCUAACAUAGUGUGAUGUUGAAAAGGAAUAGCACACUUAAAUCAUUUAGUUAGUUAGUCAUAAAACAUAAAUUUUGAAAACAGUUGAUAUACAGUAAAAUAAAAUUUAAAAAAUGUGAAAAUUUUUUAAAUAUUUACAAAAUAACUUAUAUAUUUCUUCAAAUAAUUAAUUACAUUUGGCAAUGCAUGAUCACUCUAUUUCCUGUUUACAUAUUCUACAACCUUUAUAACAUUGGAGUUGUCUUGAGAAUAUUUGGACAAGGUCCUAUGUUUUUAUUAUCAAUACAAAUAUAGAGACCAGUAAAAAAAAAAGGGACCAUAAAUGUGAUCAAUAUUUAGCAUCAUUGUUAGUCUCAAGAAAACAUUCAAGAAGCAUGAGCUACAAUUAGUCUUUGUUGGAAAGAUGUGUUUUUAUUUAAUAGAAAUGGUGAAGAAAUUAUGUGAGGGUAAUUUUUCACUCCAUAGAAAUUUAUUAGAUAUUGUUGGCAUAUAGAAAUUGUUUUUUUUAAUGAGUACCAUUCUUAGUAUUUUAUUAACUUUUUUGUGGUUUAAGAUUUCAACACUUACACUGAGUUUUAAGCAUUAUUGAAAAAUACACAGCAUCGAAUAUUUUAGUUGGGUAAUUUGGCUGUAAUGUUUAAUCUUUGCCUCACCUUUAAUGAUGUCUUUAUAAUGCUUUCUUCUAUUUACUACAUCAGUAAGUAUAGCUGAAGUAGAACGUUUAUGGCUCAGGUUUCAGCAGAUGGGAGCUAACUCUGAUGGCCUUUUGACUCUGGAAGCUCUGACCAGUCCAAAGUUGUCUUCUGAUGUUUUUGUAAAAAAUGUAUGUUCAUAUUCAUAUUGUGGCCUAUGUAGAAAUUGACAAAAUUAAUGGUUUUUUGUUUUGUAUCUAAACGAAACAAAUAUCAGGGAUUUUAAAUAAGUUUUAAAGUUAUGCAUUUCAUGUUGUUUUUAUUUGCAGUAGAAAGUACUAAAAAUUAAGAAUGGUUGUUAAUGUAGACCUGCCUAAUAUAUUUUUUUUUAAAUUUUAAAACUGGCUCUCAUUUUGUGUCUCUAAUAAUUGAUCCCAUUAGAAAAGACCUCUAUUAGAAUAUAUUAUUAUUAUCAUCAUAUUUAAGUAACGCCAUGUGGUUACUGGCUUUGAUUGAGUUUUGAAAAAUCUGUUUCUGCCCCAAUAGUUAUUUAUUACAAACAUUUUUCCCAAUGUCCCCAAUAAAUGUAACACGAUCAAACGUGCCAACCUGUGGAAUAAAAAAAUGUAGAAAAAGUAAACAAAAUUAAUUUAGAAACAACUGUACAUGGUAUUUAAUGGAGGGGGUAAACAGUAUAGGUUGUCAUAUAUGAAUUUGAAUAUUUUUUUCUUUUACAUUGCAGAUUUUAAAAUAUUUUAAGAGCUCUGAUGGUAACAUUUCAUUUGAGUCUUUCCUUCGUGCCCUCAAGUGGAGUGAAAGUCAGGAACUGCCGCUGAAAGCUAAAGGUAAGGCAGGAAUAAGAUAUUUAAAGAAAUGUCGUUUUCUUACAAAAAUCUGAUACUAGCUCAUCUUUUGAACUUAAAACAUUCUAAAUUCAUCUGUUUUUUAAUGGAAAUAAAAUCCAUGACAAUAGGCCUAUAUAUAUUUAUUUUUCAGCUAUAUUUCAAAUGUUGAACAAUGGAAACCCCAUUCCAAAGGAUAUUUUCCAGAAAAUUCUGAGCAGGAUAUAUUCUGAUCAAAAUGAGGUGAACAACCCAAUUUUAAUAAUCAAAUAUUUUAUACUGAUAUAAAUAAAACUCAUCAAAAUACAUUAACUACAAUUCUUAUGAUAAAAAUGACACUAUAAAUAAUAUUACUUCAUGUUUUUUAAAGGAUGAAAUCAGGAGAAUAACCAACAUAUUUUUCAAUGCUGUGGACACAUCAAAUAAAGGUGGGUUUACAUGUAACCAGAGAAAAAUAUUUUCUGUUGAGUUAUUAUACUCUAUUAUAUGAUUAGGCAUACUUUAUGUUUGCCAAUGAAGAAUUUUAUCAUUAUAUUUUAUUUAUUAAUGUUUCCCUUUAUCCAUGAAUUCACUCAUCUGAAUCCAAAAUGCCAAUAUAUACUUAUAAUUAUUUUAUGUACCAUGUUUUGUGUCCUUUUUAAACAUUUAAAAAAUAUAUUAAAGUCUGUUCAACCCAGCAAAGAAAAAAAAACAUUGUUAAAAUGUACUUUACAUCAACAGGUCAAAUUGAUGAGAGUGGGUUUGUGAAAUCAGUCUUAGGCCUUCCCAGACCCCAGACUCAAAGCAUCCUAAACUUUCACAUACUCUCUGAGCCAAUGAGAGAAAAUGUCCAUAAAAACCUACCAGAGGUCAGACAGGGUUUUUAUUUGAAGAUUCAUCUAGAUUAAAUAUGAAUGGUUUACAAACCAUUGUCAUAAAUAUAUGUUUCACUUUCACCUUUGAACCAUGACCUUUAGGGCUAUAGCCAUGAAAUCGACUCUAGGUUUCACAAGUCACUUGGACAAUAAUGGGUUUGGUCUCUGAGCCCAUGUGAAAUAAUUUCUUGUUCUCUUCCACAUGAAACAGUUCAGCAGUCAAGCUGCCUUCUACACGCCCAGUCCACUUGUGCAACAGAUACCCUCAGAUAGUAUCCUUGGGGAGGUGGCUGAAAAAAUACACAGGUAGGUCAUAUAUAAUGCCAAAAUUUUAAUACUUUGUGUUCUUUGUCUUAACAUAACUUUUUGAUAAAAAAAAUAAUUUUUCAUUCAUAACUUAAAAAGAUCAAACAAAUGCACUUAUCAACAUCAACAUCAGUGGUGCCACAGUCCAAAGAGGGCCCUAGCCUGCUCCCCCAGAUCAUCAUCAGUGGCAUUACAGUCCAAAUAGAGCCUUGGCCUGUUCCACCACAUACUUCCAUCUACAUAUAUAAUGCCAAAAUUUUAAUACUUUGUGUUCUUUGUCUUAACAUAACUUUUUGAUAAAAAAAAUAAUUUUUCAUUCAUAACUUAAAAAGAUCAAACAAAUGCACUUAUCAGCAUCAACAUCAGUGGUGCCACAGUCCAAAGAGGGCCCUAGCCUGCUCCCCCAGAUCAUCAUCAGUGGCAUUACAGUCCAAAUAGAGCCUUGGCCUGUUCCACCACAUACUUCCAUCUGCAUCAAUCAUGUAAGUUCUCUCUGUCUUGGCGGAACCACGAGCCGUCUGCCCCUAGGUUUCUGCCCAUAGAACAAUUUUCCUGCUCUACAAUUUUGCAUCUUCUUAAGGUGUCCGAACCAGUGCAGUCUGCCUUUAAAAAAAAAUAAUCUUGCGAACAAUUGAUCAAUCUCUUGGUUUUUAUGAAUUCUUUUCAGUUAUAAGAAAUUUGUCAUAAUUUUUUUUUUCCAAAUUUCACCUAAUCAGGAAAGACUGGGCAUUAGUUGCCAAUCGUUUGGGAUUCUUCUCUGAAGAUAUUGACAGAAUAUGUCUCAACAAUCCAGGGAACACAUACAAACAGGCACGUAACUGAGUCGAGAUGCUGUGGGUUUUGUUUGUUCGUUCUUUGUCUCUCAGAUAAUUGUAUGAUUCUAUACAAGCUAUAUACAAAUCUCUUGUUUGUUAGUUCUUUAUCUCUCAGAUAAUUUAAUGAUUCUAUGCAACCUAUAUAGAAAUCUCAUGUAUAAUUCUAUGAUUCUAUACAACCUACAUACAAAUCUCUUGUUUGAGAUCUAAAUGCCCAGAUGCAAAAUUUAUAGUCAAUGUCUUUAUAAUGACAUGCUUUUUAUUAAAUACAAACAAAUAUAUUUGCUUUAAAUUAUCAAAAAGAGUAUUAUAUUGAUGUCUUUGAUUAAUAAUAACUAAAAUGAUUCUAACAUUUAUUAUUUUGCAUGCAAUGUAGAGUGGAUGUUGAUUUGCUGAAUCUUUGCCAUUCCUGUUUAGAAUGGAUGUUGAUUUGCUGAAUCUUUGCCAUUCCUGUUUAGAAUGGACGUUGAUUUGCUGAAUCUUUACCAUUCCUGUUUCCAGGCUUAUCAAGUUCUGCUCAACUGGAAGGCUCGUGAGGGGGAGAACGCUAAAGCAAGCACAUUAGAGAGGACCCUUCGUAAUGCUGGAAUGGUGGAGGCAUCACUGCUCCUUGCUCCUUAAACAUGGACACUUUGUCUGAGGGAGGCAUCACUGCAACUUGGUCAUUAAAUCUUACAAUUUUCUAUAAACCCAGAUUCAUAUAUUUUAUGAAGAAUUUAUGAAGAAUUUUCAAUAAUUUCUACAACAUAAGAAAUAAAUUAGUUAAACAUAAAUAUUGCAUUUCCUAUGUAAGAGUAGGAGCAACUCUCAAAUUUUCCACACAAAAAAAACAUAUUUGUGUCAAAGAUAAUUAAAUACAAAAUAUAUUUGUGUAAAUGAUAUGUUUGUGAAAAAGAUAUAUUUGUGUAAAAGAUAUAUUUGUUUAAAUGAUAUAUAUAUUGAAAAAGAUAUAUUUGUGUAAAAGAUAUAUUUGUGUAAAAUAUAACUUUGUGUAAAAUAUAUAUAUGUGUCACAAUUGUGUCAU
Messenger RNA from Lymnaea stagnalis (great pond snail), 12310 nucleotides. The record is from the annotation of a GenBank genome assembly. NCBI's taxonomy places the organism in Eukaryota, Metazoa, Mollusca, Gastropoda, Lymnaeidae.